AUGGCCGUAACACGUUUCAUUCUGGCUCCGUUGGGUGGUGUGUUUGUAGCCACUUCGCUGCUCUACACUUUUCGCCAUACGAUCGCCGUGCGAACACAUGACACUGCGCUUGCACUCAACCGGAUCAAGCUACAGCUCAACGAUAUCGAUCCGGACAAUUGGGACAAGCAGGGCAAGCAGCGCUUGUCACACGAACAGCUCAAACCCGCCUACGUUGCUCCCGUCCGACCUUCAGUUACCGAGGAGAUCAAAGGUCGUUGGAAUGACCACGUCAUUGGCGCCGUCGAUACAAUCGCGAAUGCCAACUACUAUGAUCUCUUUGCCAAAGGUCUGCUAUCUGCCAAGAACAUUGUUACCCACUUGACAUCUUCUGAUGCUUCCUCUUCGGCGCUAGCAACACCGCUUGAGGCACAAAUUGCUGCUACAGGUGGCAUCAAAACCGGCGUUGUCAACACGCAAGGCGUCUCGUUGCGAGACGAGAACAGCGCAUUGGCAGUAACAAGCGAUGCUGCACGCGCGCCAGGCAGCAGUAUAGGCUCACGUCUCGCAAGAGCAGUAGGGCUUGAUGCUGAUAAAGUAGACAAGCUGGCGGAAGCCAAGACCGGACCAGGGCUCGGGAAAGUUGGCGAUGGAUCGGCAGGGCGCACGUUCUAUCUCGGUCAGGGCACAAGCCUUCGUUGA
This is a messenger RNA of Mycosarcoma maydis (corn smut), 681 nucleotides long. RefSeq lists its product as uncharacterized. The transcript has 2 exons. The record is from RefSeq and is a predicted model, not a curated record. Gene Ontology annotation, cellular component: MICOS complex; mitochondrial crista junction. Lineage: Eukaryota; Fungi; Basidiomycota; Ustilaginomycetes; Ustilaginales. Gene Ontology annotation, biological process: cristae formation. The coding region runs from base 1 to 681 and encodes 226 amino acids.